CAAAUUCCACCCUCUGCGUAUCCUAAUAUUUUUUUUAGCUGCUUCGUCUAAGUCCAGAACGGAGUGCAGCUUGCAGUUUUUGAAGUACUGAAGUUGAUGUCCCCUGAAUAACGUGUUUCCAGACCGAAGAUCUUUUGUUACUGCUACUAUGGCACACUCAAGUCAAGAUGGCGACUAUGUAGCUGAUGGUGAAGUUGGAUGGUCCUCCAUUGGUCAUCGUCUGAAUUCCUUCCAGCACUUCCCUCGUUCUGAAGAAAUUUCAGCGGAGCGACUGGCCCGUGCAGGCUUUUAUUUCACAGGCGAGGCUGACAAGGUGUGCUGUUUUAGCUGCCAUGCGACGGUGGAGGACUGGAACAGAGGGGAUACCCCAUUGAAGAGACAUCAGCAAGCAUCUCCCGGCUGCAAGUUCCUUAGCUGUGCUCACGGCUUGAGAACCUCCAACCUCGUCCACAGCCCUGCUUACGACGAAGUGGCCGAAGCCAGAGAGUUCCUCCUCCGCACGGGAGGGGUGGUGGAUGAGACCAUUUAUCCCACUGUGCCACACAUGAAGAGUGAGGAAGCUCGGCUGAAUACUUUCAGUGACUGGCCUGCAGACGCUCCAGUUCAGCCCGAUGACCUGGCAGCAGCAGGGAUGUAUUACUGUGGGACAAAUGACUAUGUGCAGUGCUUCUGUUGUGGGGGGAGACUGGCAGGAUGGGAGCAAGGUGACGAUGCCUGGGAUGAACAUGCAAAGCACUACCCAAACUGCUUCUUCAUCUUGGGCCACGAUACGGGCAAUGUGCCGCUGACAACACCUAGACCCAGGCUGAAUGGCCGUAUAGCCUCCGUGGAGACUUGUGAGGGGCGUCUUGAUAGCUUCAGAGGCAGACAACACCCCAUAGAUCCUGAGAGGCUGGCCAGAGCUGGUUUCUACAGCACAGGAGAACAAGACCGUGUGAUCUGCUUUAGAUGUGGAGGAGGAGUGAAGGACUGGAUACCUGAGGAAGACCCUUGGGAGGAGCAUGCCAGGCACUAUCCAGGCUGCAGUUUCCUUCUGGCAGAAAAAGGAGGAGAAUAUGUCAGCAAUAUACAACUGAGAUAUCCGAAUGGAGUCCAUUCAAGGUCAAGUCAGAAUGGUUUUUCAAGUCAUGAGCAAGCAGCACAGAAAGUCCUGCAGUCAGAGAUUGCACAAAAGGCUGUAGAUAUGGGUUUUGACCCCAUCAAAGUGGAGAGCGUUCUCCAGAAGUUACGUCAGAACAAUGAGGGCUAUGCUUCAGUGGAGGCUCUUAUUCAAGACAUCCAUGCACUGGAGAGCGCCAGUGACGUGCCUAAGAAAGUUGAGGACCCCAUGAUGAAACUUGAGAAACUCCAGAGGGAGAAACUCUGUAAAGUCUGCAUGGACAGUGACAUUAGCACAGUCUUUAUUCCCUGUGGACACCUGGUCACUUGUCAAAAAUGUUCAGAAUCCCUGGACAAGUGUCCUAUCUGCUGUGCCACCAUCACACAGAAGAUAAAGACCUACAAUGCCUAAAA
Rhinichthys klamathensis goyatoka is the source of this 1512-nucleotide messenger RNA. RefSeq names its product X-linked inhibitor of apoptosis (gene xiap). Lineage: Eukaryota; Metazoa; Chordata; Actinopteri; Cypriniformes; Leuciscidae. Gene Ontology annotation, molecular function: cysteine-type endopeptidase inhibitor activity involved in apoptotic process; ubiquitin protein ligase activity. The record is from RefSeq and is a predicted model, not a curated record. The transcript has 7 exons. Gene Ontology annotation, cellular component: nucleus; cytoplasm. Gene Ontology annotation, biological process: positive regulation of protein ubiquitination; regulation of cell cycle; negative regulation of apoptotic process. Bases 149 to 1510 code for a protein of 453 amino acids.